Molecule: messenger RNA, 881 nt
Organism: Arabidopsis lyrata subsp. lyrata
Lineage: Eukaryota; Viridiplantae; Streptophyta; Magnoliopsida; Brassicales; Brassicaceae
Product: ras-related protein RABD2a
Exons: 8
Coding region: 104-715 (203 amino acids)
Molecular function (GO): GTPase activity; GTP binding
Source: RefSeq, a predicted model, not a curated record
GAUAAUCAUUCAUUCAGAUUCAGCUAGGAUUUUAUUCGGAUUUGCGUUGGCAGGACAGAUCUCUGCUUCAUCCGCCGAUCAACCGCUUCCCACCGCCGGAAUUAUGAAUCCCGAGUAUGACUAUCUUUUCAAGCUCCUGCUUAUCGGAGAUUCUGGUGUUGGGAAAUCAUGUCUACUCUUAAGAUUUGCUGAUGAUUCGUACAUAGAGAGUUACAUAAGCACUAUUGGAGUUGAUUUUAAAAUUCGGACUGUCGAACAAGAUGGGAAGACGGUUAAGCUCCAAAUUUGGGACACUGCUGGUCAAGAGCGGUUCAGGACUAUUACCAGCAGUUACUACCGGGGGGCACAUGGAAUCAUAAUUGUUUAUGACGUCACAGACGAAGAGAGCUUCAAUAACGUGAAGCAGUGGUUGAGUGAAAUCGAUCGUUAUGCGAGUGACAGCGUGAACAAACUCUUGGUGGGGAACAAAUGUGAUCUGGCUGCAAACAGAGCAGUUCCAUAUGAAACAGCCAAGGCUUUUGCGGAUGAAAUUGGAAUUCCUUUUAUGGAGACGAGUGCAAAAGAUGCCACCAACGUGGAACAGGCUUUCAUGGCCAUGGCAGCGUCCAUCAAAGACAGAAUGGCAAGUCAACCAGCUGCGAACAAUGCAAGACCGCCAACGGUGCAGAUCAGAGGACAGCCAGUUCCCCAGAAGAACGGUUGCUGCUCGUCUUGAAAUUAUAUUAUGAUAUUAGUUUGAAGACCGUAAUAUCCUAUCUCCUUUGGUUUCUUGAACCCUUGUUUCUACUACACUCUUGUCAUUCUUUUGCUUAGUGGUAUACUCUGAACUUGGUUCCUGCAUGUAGAUAAUUAGUUAGUUACUUACUAAUCGCUCUCUCUAA